Messenger RNA from Betta splendens (Siamese fighting fish), 1833 nucleotides. Its product is annotated as retinol-binding protein 1-like. Gene Ontology annotation, cellular component: nucleus; cytosol. Gene Ontology annotation, molecular function: fatty acid binding. Gene Ontology annotation, biological process: fatty acid transport. NCBI's taxonomy places the organism in Eukaryota, Metazoa, Chordata, Actinopteri, Anabantiformes, Osphronemidae. The coding region runs from base 429 to 833 and encodes 134 amino acids. The transcript is spliced from 5 exons. The record is from RefSeq and is a predicted model, not a curated record.
GAUCGUCGCACUAAUUGAGUUCUUUAGCUGAGACAAAAGAUGUGACAGGCCUCUUGAGCACGUUUUAAUUGCUGCUGUUGGUGCAUGUGCUUUUCUGACUCCGAGGCUCCAAUUAGCCACGUUCCCUGGCUCAUCAGCGCAUCUUUAGUGAUCAAUCAUGAGUGGUUUCACUAAGUUUUCCUGAACCGACAUCUUAAUUGAGCCACUCCCAAGACAGGUCUCGCAGAUUCCACGCACUGAUCCCACUUCUACUGUAACUAAAACACGCGCGUGUCGUCCGCGGCGCGUGUUCGCAGCCUCCAGCGUUGCGUCGCGGGGUAACGUGGAGUCCGGUGAGGGAGGGAACACCCGGAGGGAAACCCGGCAGGACGCGGUUCUCGGCGGACCUCCUCUUUCUCCGGCCGUAAGGAAAACCCGCAGACGCCCACAUGCCCUUGGACCUGAGCGGAUACUGGAAAAUGACCUCCAACGAAAACUUCGAGGAGUUCAUGAAGGCUCUCGAUAUAAACAUUGCCAUCAGGAAAAUCGCCAGGCUGCUGAGGCCCGACAAGGAAAUCAUCCAGAACGGGGACCACAUGGUCAUCAAGACCCUCAGCACCUUCAGGAACUACAACAUGGAGUUCGACUUGGGCAAGGAGUUCUUCGAGGACCUGGCGGCAGUGGACGGCAGGAAGUGCAUGACAACUAUCAACUGGGAGGGGGACAAGCUGGUGUGUGUGCAGAAGGGGGAGAUCGAGGGACGAGGCUGGACCCACUGGAUGGAGGGAGAUCAGCUUUAUUUGGAGCUCAGGGCCGGAGGGGUCGCAUGCAAGCAGAGCUUCAAGAAGACCUAGUGUGCCCAUCACUGAGCUGACACUGGCUCACAGAGACACACCGGAGCCGCCACACUGUCCAGGCUACCUUUGUUGUACACUUCUGUUCAUAUAGCUGUCUACACAUGUUUUAUAUAGCUCAUGGAUUUGAAUGCUGCAUAUUUAUAUUCUCUGAAGCCUGUUGCCUUACUCUGCAAGGCCAAGUCAAUAGAGAUGCUGUACAGCAAGGGAAAGGUCAGCGUGUGUGUUACAGUGUGGAACACAUCACAGUAUAUUGUACUGGGAAUUGGUCUGAGGGUGGGUCCUUCUGUGACUGACAUGAUUAGAAUAAGUGUGUUGAGAUAAACAGGGCAUGAACAAUAAUGUAAUAAGUUUAUUCUUAUGAUGAAAGUGGUGAAGAUCAGAGCCUGGUUGAGAGUCUGUAAAUACAUGUUACUGCAGCUACAUGUCCCGUUCCUUUGGGACGGUGCCACCGACAAUAAAAUAAAUCACUCAAUUAGUCUAUGACUUGAAGCUGUGCUCCACAAUGCUGUUUGUGUUUAUUUUCUGAACGUUCGUCGUUGUGUAGGAAAGCGAGCUCCUAAUGCUCCAGGAGCGUCCGCACCCUCCCGGCCUCCACACGUGGGCUGUGUUUGUGCACGGCCCGGUCUCUGAGUGGGAGUCACUCCGCUGCCCAUUCUCGCCUGCUGAACCGCUGCGUGCAGAUGUUAAAGCGCUUGAGCAUUCUGAGAAAGAACAGCCUGUUUUCACCGAAUCAUAAAGCCGCUCGGUCCGACUUCACUGUAUUUCCUCUCCCCACCUUCUAAACUGGUUUAAAAUUCUUAAGCUGUAUUUAAUUUGUACUGUGACCUGCACUGAUAAAUACCUGGCAGCUUAUCUCAACCAAAUCGCAAUUGUAUCUAUAUAGGCUAAGCUACCGUGGCUGACCCCAUUGGCAGUUUUAUUGGCUGCUCAGCAUUCCAGUUAUUAUCCUGUAAUCCUACCAGUAGUUAUAUGAGUAAAUGACAACGCUCCAUCUUCA